UUGUUGAUUGUUCCUCAUAUUUCAGGAGAGGUCCCGCAGACAGAUCUCCAUAUAAGACCACGGGGUGGUCUGAUCUCUGUGUGUGCCACCAGAGACCAGGAGGGUGGGAGUCCUAGUCUAACUCAUCAGGGAAGGUCUGCACAAAGAUGGUCACCACCAAUUGGCAGCACACUGACGAGCAUAAGCAUUGGAAUUAAAUCAUUCAAACCAGGCAACUGGUGGAGAAUUAUCAUUUUUGAAAAGACUCACCAACAGCAGCUAUACAUCCUUUUUCUCUUCCUCUACUACUGGCAACUCUCAGCUGAAGUGAUGUCUUCUCUAGCAGCACCAGAAAAAUCCCCAUCUAACGCUAUGGGUCCCAAAGAGGUGGAGCUGAUCCUUGUCAAGGAGCAGAAUGGGGUCCAGUUCACAUCCACCACCUUAGUAGCCCCGGCCCAGAGUAACCCCGCUGGGGAGGAGGAGAGGGAGACCUGGGGGAAGAAAAUUGACUUCCUCCUGUCUGUGAUUGGAUUUGCUGUGGAUCUUGCAAACGUCUGGAGAUUCCCUUAUCUUUGCUACAAAAAUGGAGGAGGAGCCUUCCUUGUGCCAUACCUGUUCUUCAUGGUUAUAGCAGGAAUGCCUCUUUUCUACAUGGAACUGGCUCUGGGGCAGUACAACAGAGAGGGAGCAGCAGGUGUCUGGAAGAUUUGUCCAAUCUUUAAAGGUGUUGGCUUUACCGUGAUUCUUAUUUCCCUUUAUGUUGGUUUCUACUAUAAUGUCAUCAUCUCCUGGGCACUGUUUUACCUCUUCUCCUCAUUCACCAACGAGCUACCAUGGGUCCACUGCAACAACACCUGGAACAGUCCAAACUGCUCAGACUGGGCCGACAAUAGCUCGAUUGGCGACAUUUACAAAGCCACACCUGCUCAGGAGUACUUUGAUCGAGCGGUCCUCCAUAUUCAGGACAGUAAUGGUAUUGAUGACCUGGGACGUCCACGCUGGCAGUUAACUUCCUGUUUGGCUGUUGUGAUUAUUCUGCUCUACUUUAGUCUCUGGAAGGGAGUCAAGACCUCAGGCAAGGUUGUGUGGAUCACAGCCACCAUGCCCUAUGUGGUCCUGACUGUCCUGCUCUUCCGUGGAGUAACUCUGCCUGGAGCCAUCGAUGGCAUUAAAGCGUACCUCUCUGUCGACUUCCUGAAACUCUGUGAUGCCAAGGUCUGGAUUGAGGCUGCAACACAGAUCUGUUUCUCGCUGGGUGUGGGGUUUGGUGUGCUAAUUGCAUUUUCCAGCUACAACAAAUUCAGCAACAACUGUUACAGGGAUGCCAUCAUAACCAGUUCCAUUAACUCGUUGACAAGUUUCUUCUCUGGAUUUGUUGUCUUCUCCUUUCUUGGAUACAUGUCCCACAAACAUAACGUGGCUCUAGAUAAAGUCGCCAGAGAUGGUGCUGGGUUAGUGUUCGUCAUUUAUCCAGAAGCCAUUGCAACGUUACCUGGGUCAUCAGUGUGGGCGGUGAUAUUUUUCAUUAUGCUGCUGACACUUGGUCUUGACAGUGCAAUGGGUGGUAUGGAGUCGGUGAUCACUGGGCUAAUUGAUGAAUUCAAAUUCCUUCACAAACACAGAGAGCUGUUCACCCUCUUCAUUGUUGUUUCAACAUUUCUAAUAUCCCUCUUCUGUGUCACAAAUGGAGGGAUGUAUGUGUUUACUCUGCUGGAUCACUUUGCUGCAGGAACAUCGAUUCUCUUUGGAGUGCUUAUUGAAGCCAUCGGCAUCGCCUGGUUCUAUGGUGUGGAUCGUUUUAGCGAUGACAUAAAGGAGAUGAUUGGCCACAGACCAGGGAGGUACUGGAGGCUGUGCUGGAAAUUUGUCAGCCCUUGCUUUCUCUUGUUUAUGGUUGUGGUGAGCUUUGCCACAUUCAACCCCCCAAAUUAUGGCUCCUACAUGUUUCCUCAAUGGGCUAACCUGCUAGGAUGGUGUUUGGCCAUGUCAUCAAUGACCAUGGUGCCACUGUACGCCAUCUACAAGUUCUGCACACUACCUGGAAGGUUUUGUGAUCGGCUAGCUUAUGCCAUCACCCCUGAGACAGAGCAUCAUCUGGUAGACAAUGGGGAGGUCCGGCAGUUCACUCUGCAGCACUGGUUGGCUGUUUGAGAGCUGCAGAUAGAGACAUGGGAAGAGUGAAAGAGAAAGAAUGUCAGAGUGGAUGCUCGAUGCAUGCAAAAACAGAAGUCUAAAGAGCUAAAGCGUGAAGCCAUGUAAACCGGUCGCAGGGAUUAGGAUGCUGAGUUUAAAAGUGCCAAGAAAAAAAAAGCGAAAAAAAAUCCACAGAAAUUGUAGUGUUGUUACAUUUUAAUAGUGGAUGUGUAAAACUGUGCAUUGGCCCCUAUUUACAGUCUCUCCAUAGGCUCAUGAAUGAGAGUCAGUGAAACAGUUCAUUUGGUGUUCAGCCUGCUAUUUCCGUAAAUGCAAAAAGUCCAUAAAUACAUACCAUGAAAGCCCUCUAGAUAUUAGUGUGAUGAAUUGUCCCUGUGUUUUAUAACAGUAGUUAUUUCUUACUGCUGGUGAAUGAACACAGAAAGAUAUUGUGUACAUUGUUGGUGACACAAUUGGAGAUACAAUAUUAUAAAAUUGAUGAUGUUGUAGAGGUGCUACACAACAAAAUUUUUAAUGUAAUUUUGCUAAUGGACUUAAAACAGAAAAUGCAUUUAAUUUGUGAUUAUAUCCAUAUUUCUGAUAAGAAGUUAGCACUAAAAUGAUUAAACUGUAAAGAACACCGUUCAUCUAACUUAAUCAGAGUUCCUAACAAGACUAUGUAAUUAAUAUUUUUUAUUUAAAGACUGUUAUGAUAGCUAACAACUUGUGGAAUUAAACUAUCUUUGUUUACAUCAAAAUUGCUUACAGUGCAUUAUUGUUUCCAAAUACUUGUUUUCCUAACAUGUUUCAGUUAAUAUCCAUAUAGGUGACAGAAUAACCCAAAUAUGCUAUACCAAUUGUCCCUUUGUUGCACCAUUUUAAAAUAUAAACAUAUUAACACAUAUAAAACAUUAUUAUAACACAUAUUAAAAACAUUAAAAGAGGAAACCCAAGAGCCCCCAAAAGGUCACUUUUUAAUUACUUCCAAUUACUUUUUUAAUAGUCAAAUAAUGAAGUUUGCAUUUUCUUUGACAUGUAUUGAAAACCGGUGUAGUACAAACGUUUGUGUUGUAUUGCAGCCUGCUGCAAGCCAUCACUAUUGCCAAUGUCACUGCACAUUUAGUAGUGGCAGCUCAGGUACAUGGUAAUGUUCAUUGAAAGCAUCAAGUAAAGUGUCACACUAUCAGUCCAUUUCAUAAUAUCUUCAGACUGUAAAUAAAUCUUGACUGCACCAAACCAAGAUUAGUGAUUAUUCUGGCUCGGAAUUAAAGGCACAUUGUGGGACAAUGCAAAAGUAUUACAAAGGUAACAUAAAAUGAAAAACAAAAUUUUCCACCAUAUUAGAAGGGAGCAGGGCUUGUUUUAAGCUACAAAAUCAAUAGGAAGUAUUUUAAAGUUGAGUCUUAGUUUAACUAAAAGCAUACGUGGAGAUUUAAACCUCUUAAGUCCCAACAACCGGUACUGGGGGAAGAAUUAUACUUUUUUUCUACUUUCAUCACUGUAGGUUCCCUUAGUUGAACAGAGACGUGUGGUAUCCACAGAAAUAUUAGAAUCUUGGUUAAAAGCUAAUAUAAACAGUUUUUACGAACACCAAACACAGUUAAAACUACACGCAGUUGAAUAAGAAAGUAAACAAACUCCACAAAAUCACCCAAAAACUCUCUCUGUACACACACAACCAGCAUGUCUGCUGAAAGCAGAGAUCUCACAGAUUCCAAAAAUAUAAGUUCUGUCACAGUCUACUCAGGAUUAUUUCAACCAACGACAAAGGAAGAUCAAGAUUUAUCACUUGCAUUCAAAAAACAUAAUUAUUAACACAAUGAUUAUUUAAAUAGAGUUUUUAUUUUCUGAGAAACACUCAAUUUGAUGUGGGCAUGUUAUUGUGAGCACAAACUUCACAAAAACCUAUCAGUAUUUAAAAGAGCAAUAUCUAUUUUGUCCUAGUUCAGCUUUAAGAAGUCAUUGGACAACCAGCAUUUGAUAUCCUUGUAGUGACCAGAGACUCUAUUUACAUGGUUAAUGUGAGUAGAAACAGAUAUGUAUAACUGUGUACUAUCAGUAUGGCAAUGGUAAAAUAUUUGGGAUGUCUAAGGAUAGAGCAAAGUGGGAGCAAAUAUAAAUGAAUCAGAAGGGAACUGACCGUUGACCUCUGGGGAACACUAGGAGCAAUGUUAACUUUACAUCUUAGAAUUACCAACAUUAACAGAACAUUAGUCAAAAAUUCAAUACAUACCAGAGAUGUUAUUUUGCUCACCAAACUGUUCAAACUCACCUUGACCUUUAGGGGGCUCUCUACCAUGAUAUGGUUAAUCAUUGACCAACCAAAGAACAGCUAUUUCUUCCUUAAAUAAGAUUAUGUUUUGAGACAUUUUCCUCAGUCAACUGUUACCAAAUCACUGCCACAAAAUUUUUGUUUGUUCUCCAAGGAUGUUUUGUGAAAGUAUUUACUGUCAUGUUUCCUUUAAAAGGCAUAAAGCUUUAAUUUUAUGGUUUACACAAACCUAUUCUGUAUUUUAAGACUGUUUAAAAAGCUAUUUUUUAUCAAACCACAAAUUAUCAAAAUGUCAUGCUCUAAAUGAAGUUAUAUGUAAAAUUAAAUUGUAUUGUAAGAAAGUUACUGAGA
Molecule: messenger RNA, 4735 nt
Organism: Girardinichthys multiradiatus
Lineage: Eukaryota; Metazoa; Chordata; Actinopteri; Cyprinodontiformes; Goodeidae
Gene: slc6a3
Product: solute carrier family 6 member 3
Exons: 17
Coding region: 310-2130 (606 amino acids)
Biological process (GO): dopamine uptake involved in synaptic transmission; sodium ion transmembrane transport
Cellular component (GO): plasma membrane; neuronal cell body membrane; presynaptic membrane
Molecular function (GO): dopamine:sodium symporter activity; norepinephrine:sodium symporter activity
Source: RefSeq, a predicted model, not a curated record